AUGGUGGUGUUGGGGAGGUUUAACGAUGCUGGAAUCAGGCCUGAUUUUUGGCUUGGCCAGGAUCUCCUGGCCAACGGUGGUAGAGGUGGAGGUGGAGACGGAGACAGGGAGAUGAUGGAGAGAAAUUUGACAUGUGGGGGUUAUUUUGAAUCAAAAGUAAAAGGUUCAAGGCGGUAUGAGCUUGAUAAAAAUUUUACGAACACUGUUAAACAUUAUGCAGCGCUAAGUCUUACUUCAAAUCAUGAUAACUUGGUCCAACCAGUGAAGAAAGUGCGCAUGCAUCUUCCAUCUGCAAGUCGCAUACUGCUCCCAGACGGCAGGAACUUGGCUUAUCAUGAGCUAGGUGUUUCAGCAAACAGAGCUAGAUUCUCUGUGAUUGCUCCACAUUCUUUUCUUUCCUCCAGACUUGCAGGUAUACCUGGUGUCAAAACGUCACUGCUUGAAGAGUUUGGUGUUCGCUUGGUGACAUAUGAUCUUCCUGGCUUUGGAGAGAGUGAUCCUUGUCCUAGCCGGAAUCUUAACUCAUCAGCAUCAGAUCUACAGGACCUAGCGGAUUCUGUUGGUAUCAGUGGCAAGUUUUGGGUGCUGGGUUACUCUAGUGGAAGCAUGCAUGCUUGGGCUGCACUGAAAUAUAUUCCUAACAGAAUUGCAGGUGCUGCAUUUUUUGCCCCUAUGAUUAAUCCAUAUGAAUCAGGCAUGACUAAAGAAGAAAUGAGAAGAAGUUGGGAAGAGUGGUUACCUAGGAGAAAAUUAAUGUUUUUUUUAGCUCGUAGAUUUCCAAAAUUGCUUUCACAUUUCUAUCGUCAAACCUUCCUAUCUGGAAAGCAUGGACGAAUUGACAAGUGGAUGUCAUUGUCGCUUAGCAAGAAGGAUGAAGUUCUGAUUGAAGGGCCAAUCUUUGAAGAGUUUUGGCAUAGAGAUGUAGAGGAGUCUGUUCGCCAGGGAAAUACAAAACCAUUCAUUGAGGAAGCUGUGCUACAAUUGUCCAACUGGGGUUUCAGCCUGGCAGAUCUUCAGGUGCGGAAGGAGUGCCUGAGAAGAGGGAUUCUUCCUUGGCUCAGGUCGAUGUACAGUCAAGAACAAUGUGAAUUGGCAGGAUUUUUAGGUCCAAUACACAUAUGGCAGGGAAUGGAUGAUCAAGUUGUUCCACCUUCAAUGACUGACUACAUAAACCGAGUUUUACCUGCAGCAGUUAUACAUAAACUCCCAUACGAAGGCCACUUUUCUUAUUUCUUUUUCUGUGAUGAAUGCCACUGGCAAAUUUUUUCCACUCUUUUUGGGAGCCCUCAAGGCCCUCUAGAACAGAAAAUGGAAAUGGUUGAAGCUCCAUUUGAAGGAGACACCAAAGAGGCAUACGGCAUUACGGAUUGAAGAAUAAUAAUCUCACUACAAUCUUACCAAGGUUUUUUCCUUUUAUUUUGACCCUUCCAAUUUUAUGUAAAUACUACAGGGUGCUCUUCCGCUUAGAGAGCAUGAAAGAUGAAAUUGUAAUUUUCUAUAUUACAAUUUUUGGAUGACAAAAACAUUUAACGAGAGAUGUUCUCAAGUAAGAAGGAAUUUUUACCAAUUUUUCUUUUGGUUCUAUGUUGA
Messenger RNA from Pistacia vera, 1590 nucleotides. RefSeq lists its product as uncharacterized. The record is from RefSeq and is a predicted model, not a curated record. The transcript is spliced from 6 exons. Lineage: Eukaryota; Viridiplantae; Streptophyta; Magnoliopsida; Sapindales; Anacardiaceae. The coding region runs from base 1 to 1371 and encodes 456 amino acids.